Metarhizium brunneum ARSEF 3297 is the source of this 1449-nucleotide messenger RNA. The record is from RefSeq and is a predicted model, not a curated record. NCBI's taxonomy places the organism in Eukaryota, Fungi, Ascomycota, Sordariomycetes, Hypocreales, Clavicipitaceae.
AUGGUGGCCGAAUACAAUGGAACAACCGGCACUGCCGAUGCCGGGUACUCGACCAACGUCAAUGACCUGAACAUUUUCUACGACACGGGCAACCUAGCCUUCCUAACCAUAUCGUCGGUCCUGGUGCUGCUCAUGAUCCCCGGUGUGGGCUUCUUCUACAGCGGCCUCGCGCGAAGAAAGUCAGCUCUCCAGCUCGUCCUCCUCUCCAUGCUCUCCGUGGCCGUCAUCGGAUUCCAGUGGUUCUUCUGGGGAUACUCGUUGACCUUCUCGCGGACCGGAAACGCCUUCUUCGGCGACCUCACUCAGUUCGGCCUCAUGAAGACGCUCGCCCAGCCAAACGGCUCCUCUUUCCUCCCCGACAUCCUCUUCUGCCUGUACCAGGGAAUGUUUGCGGCCAUUACCCUCCUGACCCAAGUUUCUCCCAAAACACACAGGCCAGCUCUCGCCAUCGGCGCUGUUGCCGACCGUGGCCGCAUCCUGCCCGCCAUCAUCUUCAUCUUCAUCUGGUCGACGGUAGUAUACGACCCCAUCGCCUACUGGACGUGGAACGCAAACGGCUGGCUGUACAAGCUGCCCUCGUAUGACUUCGCAGGCGGCGGCCCGGUGCACAUCGCCUCGGGCACCUGCGCGCUCGCGUACAGCGUCAUGCUCGGCAAGCGAUCGGGCUACUCCAAGACGCAGGGCCUCCCCUACCGCCCUCACAGCGUAACCAACGUCGUCCUCGGCACCGUCUUCCUCUGGGUCGGCUGGUUCGGCUUCAACGGCGGCUCCGCGCUGGCCAUGAACCUCCGCGCCGUCAUGGCCUGCUACGUGUCCAACCUCGCCGCCUCGUGCGGCGGCCUCGCCUGGGUCCUGCUCGACUACCGCCUCGAGAGGAAAUGGAGCACCAUCGGCUUCUGCUCCGGCGCCAUCUCGGGCCUCGUCGCCAUCACCCCCGCCGCCGGCUUCGUCACACCCUGGGGCGCCGUCAUCGUCGGCCUCUGCGGCGGCGCCUGCUGCAACUUUGCCACCAAGCUCAAGUUCCUGACGGGCGUCGACGACGCCCUCGACAUCUUUGCCGUCCACGGUAUCGGCGGCAUGGUCGGCAACAUCCUCACUGGCAUUUUUGGAGCAUCGUACAUUGCUGCCCUCGACGGCAACACCUACUCUCCUAUCGGCUGGAUCGAACACAACUGGGUCCAGCUGGGCUACCAGCUCGCCGGCAUUUGUGCGGCGUUUGGCUGGUCCUUCGUGCUGACCUGCAUCAUCCUGUUCCUCAUGAACCUCGUCCCCGGCUUGAGUCUCCGCGUCUCCGCUACCGAGGAAGACGUCGGCAUCGACGACGCUCAGCUUGGCGAGUUUGCCUACGACUACGUCGAGCUAACGCGCCACGUAGCCGACUCCUCGUCUCCGGGAUCCAUGUCGUCCAGCAGUUCCACCCACGAGAAGAAUACCCGAGAAGUUGUCUAA